AUUCCUCUCAUGAUUACCACUCUAAACCCUAAUUAAAACUUACAUUAAAACGCCACCUGGACUUACCCCCUUCAAUGUUCACACGUAUAAGCUAGCACGUGCCACAUAGUCUCUGUAUUUUCUUUAAGAAGUUGGCAGCUUUUAACUGGAGCAGUAAUGCCCUAGCUAUUUGGUGCAAGAAUUCAGGAGCAGGCACUUUCAUUCACUAGUCUCACUCUAUCUUUUUUUAACAUUUAUUUUUCCUCUUUUAUAAUAAGCACUGAUCAUAAAUAAUCUUUUAAUUACCUUAUUCACCGCAACUGUAAUAAUACGGAUAGAGACAAAGAAGAGUCAGACAGGAAAGACAACACAGACGACGUCGGAUAAAGGAAAAAUACGGCUAAGCUAAGAGAAUUCAAGAUCAGAGGAGAUAUGGAAAAUGGCAGCAGCUUCUACAAUAAUGGUCACCAUGUGAGCCGUAACAGAAGCCAGAAUAUUAUUGGUUGUGAUAUUUUUGAGGGCAAUACUUCAAGCUUUGACUGUACUGAUAAUUAUACAAGCAACAACAACACUCUAUUUACUGCCGUUGAUCAGAGCUUUAACGACCACCGUCAGCAGCUACCAUUAUACGCCGGAGAUGGGUUGUCACGGCUGCAUCCUGACCCGCAUUUGAUGUGCCUGAAGCUAGGUAAGCGGCACUAUUUUGAAGACACAAUGCCUGUAAUGGAUCGACAGAUAAUUACAGGUAAAAAAGGGAAGCCAUAUUAUAGUGUUGGAGCUGUUCAGGUGGGGCCAUCUUCGUCGUCGUCGACCGGAGCGGCUGCUGCUGCGAGCUUGCCGAGGUGUCAAGUGGAGGGUUGCCACGUUGUUUUAGUAAAUGCUAAAGAUUAUCAUCGGAGGCAUAAAGUUUGCGAAAUGCAUUCGAAGGCUCCUAAGGUGAUCGUUUUAGGGUUUGAGCAACGAUUUUGUCAGCAGUGUAGCAGAUUUCAUGCAGUGUCGGAAUUUGAUGACAACAAAAGGAGCUGUAGAAGAAGAUUGGCUGGUCACAAUGAACGGAGAAGAAAGAGCGCCCAUGAUUCUGUUUCGACCAACUCUACCCAAGACAAGUUAACGGGUGGGAGAUUUGCAUACUUAGAAUCACCAACAGGCCGUGCUCUCUCUCUUCUGUCAUCCAAGGCCGAUUGUUGGAUUUCUUCAUCCGAUCUAUCUUCGAGAUCAAGCGCAGCAUUACGUGAAUUAAUCGCAGAAAAUCGUGCUGCAAUUUUAACUAGACAGCUUCUUCUCGAAAGACACUUGCACCACAAUGGAAUACAAGACUUAGCUGAUGAUCAACAGUCUCAACCUAGCACCACCUACAACAUUAAUCAUUCAUUUAUUCCUCACCAACAUCAUCAAAUUUUAGCCGAUUCACACGAUAGUUGGGAUAGGUUCAACGAUACUGGCUCGCAAGUUACGCUUGACCUAAUGCAUACUCCAUUUUCACCGUUUGGGUUUAUGCCUAGUAGAGGAAAAAAUAAAGAAGAGGAGCAAGAAUGUUCUGAGUUAUGGAACACUUGGUCUAAUGCUCAUGAAAUUUGAGGUUAUUUUGUUUCUUGAAUUUGUUUGGUGCAACAAAUAUAAGUUCAGUGUCUUGGAUACAAUUUGUAAUGUAGGACUUUUCAGGAAUAAUUUGAUUUGCAAAUGCAUUUGGAAGAAUUUAAUUUACUCUUAAGCUUUUUUCUUUAUA
This is a messenger RNA of Mercurialis annua (annual mercury), 1705 nucleotides long. RefSeq names its product squamosa promoter-binding-like protein 7. The record is from RefSeq and is a predicted model, not a curated record. The coding region runs from base 412 to 1557 and encodes 381 amino acids. Lineage: Eukaryota; Viridiplantae; Streptophyta; Magnoliopsida; Malpighiales; Euphorbiaceae. Gene Ontology annotation, cellular component: nucleus. Gene Ontology annotation, molecular function: DNA binding. The transcript is spliced from 3 exons.